AUGGCUUCCCUACUUGACCUUGAAGAUCCCAGCCUAUUAGUGAGCUUGAACUUCAUCGGCAGUGAUUGGAAAACAGGUGCAUCGGAUAGGACUUUCUCAGUGACUGAUCCUGCAAGUCUUCGACCAAUUGGCGUACAUCAAGAAUCAGAUGAUUCCGAUGUGCUCAAAGCUAUCGAAGCCGCAGAGGUUGCUCUGCACACCUGGAAAGCCCAAAGUGGUCGACAACGCUCGCGCAUUCUACGCAGAUGGUUCGAUCUUGUUAUCGAGAAUAAGAACGACCUUGCUCGUCUCAUCUCUGUUGAGAACGGAAAGGCUCAAGCAGAUGCGGCUGCAGAAGUCUCACUAGCAUCCACUUACCUCGAAUGGCUCGCCGAGGAGGCCGCCAGAAUAUAUGGUGAUGUUGCACCACAUAGCAACCCUUCGUGUAGGAUAUCGAUUCUCAAGGAACCUGUAGGCGUUUGCGGGUUAAUCAUUCCAUGGAAUUUCCCGGCUGCUAUGGUUACUCGCAAACUUGCUCCUUGUCUCGCUGCAGGAUGUACAGCGGUACUGAAGCCUGAUGGACUGACUCCAUACACCGCAUCUGCACUUGUCCUGCUGGCUCAGAGGGCUGGUGUGCCAGCAGGAGUGAUUAAUAUCGUUAAUGCACUGGAUAAUACGUCAGCAGUUGGCAGGAUUCUUUGCGAAAAUCCAACUGUCCGCAAGAUUUCAUUCACUGGCUCAACAAGAGUCGGCCAGAUAUCGUUGCAACAGUCCGCAAAGAACAUUCAAAAACUGAGUCUUGAGCUGGGUGGAAAUGCGCCGUUCAUCGUGCUGGACGACGCUGAUCUAGAAGUGGCAGCAUCUAGCCUGAUUGCUUGCAAGUUCAAAGUUUGGGGACAGACUUGCGUGUGUGCAAACAGAGUAGUUAAAGAAUUGGUUGCUGGCUUCAAAGUUGGACCAGCUUCAGAUGUAACGACAACUCAGGGUCCGCUGAUCCAUUCACGGGUAGUCGCCAAGCGUGAAGAACACGUUCGAGAUGCUGUGAGCAAAGGUGCAGAAGUACUGAUUGGUGGCGGCUCACUCGCAGAAAAAGGUCCAAAUUACUUCCAACCAACUGUCCUCAUCAAUGCGAACGCUGAUAUGCGCAUCGCUCAAGAGGAGACUUUCGGUCCUAUUGCUGCAAUUUUCAAGUUCUCUACUGAUUCAGAAGCAAUUGCCGCUGCCAACAAUACCGAUAUGGGUCUUGCAUCAUACAUGAUGACCAACGAUAUGAACAGAGCGCGGAAAGUAUCGGAGGCACUGCAGGCUGGUAUGGUGGUUAUAAAUACCGGUGCCAUCGCGGAUGCAGCUGCUCCGUUCGGUGGCGUCAAAUACUCGGGUCUGGGCCGCGAGUCUAGCAAGUAUGGGAUCGAAGAAUACCUUUCUCUCAAAACUAUCGUUACCGGAAAUUGUUGA
Molecule: messenger RNA, 1434 nt
Organism: Bipolaris victoriae FI3
Lineage: Eukaryota; Fungi; Ascomycota; Dothideomycetes; Pleosporales; Pleosporaceae
Exons: 5
Coding region: 1-1434 (477 amino acids)
Molecular function (GO): succinate-semialdehyde dehydrogenase (NAD+) activity
Source: RefSeq, a predicted model, not a curated record